ACUGAGCAGUACCGUUUGUGCUUUUUCCGGUCGUCGCGCGGGAACGUGCUAUUUUAUCAGAUUAUCAAUGAAGAAUCAAGCAAAGAACAUUGCAUUGAAAAAAUGACAAUUGAAAAUUGACACAUAUGUGCUUCCUUCCGUAGAACCAUUUAAUUUUUGCCGCCUCCCCCCCCCAUAGAAACUUGAUUUAACAUCUAUAUAUAUUAUAAUAACGUAUUACAUUUAUGUAUAUGUAUAUUUAUAGAUUAUUUAACUAUCUCGUAUUAAAUCACGUUCUAAUAUAGUUAAGCUAGUUUCUUUGUCAAUGUUUUUCAAACUUUAUACUUUUAUAAAAUGUUAAUUUGGUAUGUGCUAUUAAUAAUUUCUUCCAACUACAUAAAACAAUCGCCUGCUAUUUUCAUUUAAAUUUUACUAAUUACAUUUCAUUUCCAUUAUGUGCGAGAUCACUUGUGAAAAUUUUUAUUCUGAACUACCAGCCAUCGAAACAGCAAUAAAAGAAUCUGCUUUUGUUAGCAUAGAUAUGGAAUUUUCUAAACUACAUGAGAAUAUUGCAAAACCAUUUACUUUUUUUGAUACUAAUGGAGAAAGAUACAGUAAAUUACGACAAAAAGUAGCUGAUAUAACUUGUUUACAAUUGGGUCUUGCAAUUUUUAUUUAUGACUCCAACAAUAAAACAUUUAAAUCAUACACCUAUUCAUUUUAUACUUACCCUCAGACAUUCUUUAAGGCCGACAGUGUAGUCAGUUUUGAAACGGCAUGUAUUGAAUUUUUAUGUAAACAUAAAUUUGAUUUUAACAAGUUAUUUCGUAAUAGAGUACCUUAUUUGACUGACGAACAAGAAUUACAAAUGAAGACAGAAAUGUUAAAAGCUUCAUUUUUUGAUCAAUAUUUUGAAACUAAUUUAAAAUUCCGUUCAAUUGAGGAAGAAUUAAUUAAAACUAUAAGAAUUUUUGGUGAUUGGUAUUUUCAAGCAAACUAUGGAGAACAAACAUGUAUGGAAAUAAAUGGAUGUAAUGAACCUGCAUAUAUUAUCUUAAUGCAAUAUUAUCUUCUAAAAAAGUUCAAAUACAUAAGUAUACAAGAGAGUCAAUUUGGAUUAAAUAUAACAAAAAUAGAGGCAAAUGAAAACUCAGAAACAUCAAGGAAUCACAUUUAUGAAAAUCUCAAAAUAAAUUUAUUAAAUAAGAUGAUGGGUAUUAAGUAUAUAAUCAACCUUAUAUCAACUUUGAAAAAACCAUUAAUUGGCCAUAAUUGUGCUUUGGAUAUUUUAAUUUUAUGCAACCAAUUUUUUAAACCCUUACCUGAAAAUUUUAAAGAUUAUCAAUAUUUUUUAUCUAAUCAUUUUGGACCAAUUUAUGAUACAAAAUUGUUAUCUAAAGAAGUUAAGCGGAUGAUGCCUAAAAAUGAUAUAUGGCUUGGAAGUUCUCUUUCAGAAAUACAUUCAUAUUUAAAAUGUGGAUAUGCCAAAAUCUAUUCAGAUUCUUUACGUAUUCAACUUGUUGGUAUUGAAGAACCUGAAAGUAUGAAAUGGCAUGAUGCUGGAUGGGAUGCAUACUAUACAGGUUAUUGUUUUCUAAAAAUGAUGCAUAUAAUUAAGAAUAUUUCCAGUAAAACGGAAACAAUUCAUCAAAAAUAUACUUUAACAGAACUUAUGAAAUCUAUAGAAUUUUCUAAAAACAAAUUAUACACUUAUAGAUCAGCAUCUAAUUGUAUUGAUUUGGAAUCUGAAGAAAAACUCAAUAAUCAAAUAAAUUAUUUAGUUAUUCAAAAUAAGGGAUUAUUUUAUAAAGCUAUAGACUUAAAAAAACUGAACUAUGAUUUAGACAAAAUUUGUAAUUAUGAUAUAAAAUUAUUAUCAAAGUAUACCGCUUUAAUUGCCAUACCUUUCAUGAAUAAUCGCAUCAUUUACAACUUAAAUUCAAAGUACAGGGUUGAAAAUUAUUCACAAUAUCAGGAUAGAAAAAGGAAACAACAUAUAAUUAGCUUAAGUUUAAUAAUAUUAAGUACUUCUAUAAUUAUAUAUUUAAAAAAAUAAUAUUAAAUG
Messenger RNA from Sipha flava (yellow sugarcane aphid), 2044 nucleotides. Its product is annotated as pre-piRNA 3'-exonuclease trimmer-like. Gene Ontology annotation, molecular function: poly(A)-specific ribonuclease activity; RNA binding. The record is from RefSeq and is a predicted model, not a curated record. The transcript has 12 exons. Gene Ontology annotation, cellular component: cytoplasm; endoplasmic reticulum. Lineage: Eukaryota; Metazoa; Arthropoda; Insecta; Hemiptera; Aphididae. The coding region runs from base 434 to 2035 and encodes 533 amino acids. Gene Ontology annotation, biological process: nuclear-transcribed mRNA poly(A) tail shortening.